GGGGGUGGGAGAUUAACUCUCCUACUAUUCACCUUCUCUUGGUUCAACUCGGUAAUGCAAAAAAAAUCUUGUUUUCAACAGAAAUAUGGGAUCCGCAGAAAACAUCGCAUUUACCAUCAUGUACUUGAUAACAAUGCUUGUUUCCUUGGUGGGAAACAUUCUUUUGAUCUACAUCGUGUGGAAGAGACCUGAUGUAAGAUCGCUGACAAGCUUCAUGUUCGUCAACAUGGCCGUGGCGGAUUUGCUGGUCACCUUGGUUGUGAUUCCUUACACCAUUUCCGAUUUUUACACGCACGGUGUGUGGCCAAUGGCUGGUCUUACUGGAGAAAUCACGUGCAAAACCGUGUUAUUCAUUGCGUUUUUCACGAUAAGUACGUCUAUCAUCUGUCUGACAUUCAUGGCGGUCGACCGGUUUUACGCAGUUGUGUAUCCAUUCCGACGCCUACUUUGGUUUCGACGACCGAAAAUUCUUACACCACUUGUGUGGAUCUUAUCAAUGGCUUUUAUGUGCAUCGUUCCAGUUCUGGCGGACUUCAAUUCGAAAAAUCAGUGUGUUUUCAAGUUUUCUAUUUUGGGAGGCGCAACGAAAGCCACUCGUGUACUUUACAUUUACUUUUUUAUCAUCAAUUAUUUAUUCCCGGUAAUUAUCAUUUCCAUCUUGUACACCAUAACUGCUCGAAAGUUGUGGUUCCAUGAAGUACCAGGAGACGUCGAGCAAAAUCGUCAACAACAGCAAAUGACUAAGAGGAAAGUGCUUCGAAUGCUCAUCAUUGUUUUCAGUGUGUUUGCUCUCUGUUGGCUUCCCGGGCAAGUGUUUCAGCUCUAUUUGGCGGUAACGGAAGGCGCCAAGGAUUUACCAAUUGUCCAGGUGGCCUGCUACUGGUUCGGCUACAACAACAGCGCUAUUAACCCAUGGUUAUACAUUUGCAUGAACAGCAGGAUGUACAGCGCUUUUUCCAGUAUGAUCGGUCGCAAGUUGCGCUUGAGAAAACGUGACUCGAGAUUGAAAAAUAACGAAAUAAUGCCCUCGGCGAUAGACGAAACACAAGACACACAUUUGUGAUUUUAUUGGUGAACGCUUUAUUAGCGUACGAGUAGCCGUUCCCAUCCCCCCGAAAAAAAAAAGGAAGGGGGAUAACGCUAGCGGUUUAUAUCCAGGGUGAUCUUUCUGCCCGGAUGGGAGAGGCAAUUCCUGAAAAUUUUGGUGAGGGUGCUCAGGGCGUUUCUUGAGAGAUCAACC
Orbicella faveolata is the source of this 1240-nucleotide messenger RNA. Its product is annotated as tachykinin-like peptides receptor 86C. The record is from RefSeq and is a predicted model, not a curated record. Gene Ontology annotation, molecular function: G protein-coupled receptor activity. Gene Ontology annotation, biological process: G protein-coupled receptor signaling pathway. NCBI's taxonomy places the organism in Eukaryota, Metazoa, Cnidaria, Anthozoa, Scleractinia, Merulinidae. Gene Ontology annotation, cellular component: plasma membrane.